AUGGCUUCCUUUGGCCUGUGCGCCUUCCACAAAUGCAAACUUGAAUUUCCCAACUGUGAAGUUUGUAAACCAAGUGCCACAGCGAUGCUGUCUCCCACGUAUUUUGAGGGGGAGGAGAAUAAUAUCAGAGAAGGACCAGGAGAGGAUGCUCCCAUGGAGAGGUGUCAGAAAUUCAUUUUACUUCCUUUCAUCUUAUUGGCCUCACUAACAGAUCUUGGCUUCUGUUCUUUUAUUAUAACUGGCCCUACCAACGUGACAGUCCUUGCUGGUUCAGAAGCCCGGUUUAAUUGCACUGUGUCGUCAAAAUGGGUAAUUGUCAUCUGGUUGUCAAACGGAAAUCCGGUCCUCACCGUGGUAAAUCCUCAAGGACCUAUAAUAACCUCAGACCGCUUCACCUCCCAAAAUUACACCAGCACGAGUGGGUUUACCUUGGAGCUGAUCGUCCACGACACGCGGCUCAGUGACUCUGGUAGAAUAGAGUGCAGCACCCAGCAAGGUAACGAGAGCAGCUCYGCAUUCCUCUGGGUCCAAGUUAAUGGAUCUUUAUUCAUCAAAAAUAGCACCAUUACAGUAAAAGAGAACAAAACAGUUGAAAUUGUUUGCGAAGCCUUAGGAUGGGCUCCAGCUCCAGACAUUACCUGGAUGACAAAUGACACUUUCAUAGAUAAGUCGAGGUAUGUUACCAAGCAAAGUCAAGGAUCUAAUGGCCUUCACAAUGCCAUGAGCAUCUUAACUUUGACUCCAACGGACACUGAGAUUGUGACUUGUUUAGCUGACAUAGAAGCACUUCCUAGCCCUCAGAAUGCAACUAUAACUGUUUUUUUCCUCAACUCUACUGUAGAAAGUGAUUACAGUGAAGACAAAACAAGUACAUGGAUCAUUGUACUUGCGGUUGUGUUCUCAAUUAUUGGUUUUAUUCUUCUGAUCUUUAUUAUUUGGGUUGUCGUACGCUGCUUCUGCCAAAAGAAGAAAGGGUCCACUUAUCAAAAGGAGAUAAGAAAAUCUUCAGCUAAGAAGAAAAACAGUGGCCAUUUGCAAAACAGCCAAAGAGAUGGUGAUGAAAAUCGUGGAUAUAUUCCAGAAGAACCAACAUACACAGAACACAUCCCAAGAAUUGUCUCUCUUCCCCCAAUGUCUUCCAAGUUUACUGUCCCUGAUCCGGAUUCACAUGCCAGUUCUGCCUCAAAGGUGCGACCUCAAAGACGAACUGAUUAUCCGAUCAGCCCAAAGAAAAUUAGAAACGUGACACAUGUUUAGGACGUACUUUUCCAGGAAAGUUCUCUGCCAGCUGCGUGUCACACGUGUGGAUGACUUCCAGCAGUGAAGAAAGAUUAUCACUAGUUCUGUCAUCUUAAGCUACAGAUUAUUUUUUAUUUUUUCAAUAAUGGAACACAGUUGCAACCCUCACCAUGUUCUUUCAAUAAUGGAACACAGUUGCAACCCUCACCAUGUAUCAUACAUAUAUCAGCAAAAUAAUGGACAUGAAUGGCAACCUUAAAUUCAAGGACAAUAAAAUUCAUGAGACUCCAGAAAAAAGGGGAGUCGUGCUUUGGGUCCCAAGGAAACGAGCAGAACUCCUUACUGGGCAGACCUCUUUGGUUAUCUACAGCAAGGUCCAGGACUGACAUCGGUGGAGAUUUAUUAGCUUGGAAAAGUAGUUUAAUAAUAAUACUGGUUAAUGCAAUACCUGCUGUGUUUUUAAAAUUUGCUUUAUGUUGAUUUUGUAAAUCAAGCACACUUUUCAAUUUCUGUUCUGUAAUAAAAUCAAGGGAAAUUUUCAUCAGAAUCCUUUCAGAAUUUCUAACAAAACAAUCUGGAUUAGAAAUACGUUCUUUUCAUUUCAACAGAUUCUUUGUUAAAGCAUUUUUUUUWAAAAAAAGCAAUGUUCCAGUAUUAAGUAAGAAGUCACCCAUACGCCAGAAAGACCUGUUUUGAUUGAAAAGCAAAAAUCUUAAGCCUGAAAAAACRUGGACUCGAAGCUCCUGACUUGUGAGCCUUGGUGCUGGAAAGCUUUACCCCUCUGUCCUACCUGAGGGCUGGGUUUGUCAGCUAAGAAGUGGUGCGUGUCCCAGCGCAGGGCGCCCGGUGCUGCGCCCUGCUUGCCGAGGACAGAGUCGACAGUGACUGUGGCAGACACAGCCUGGCUACUUAACCCGGCCAGUGGAGCAGAUCUGGCGUGUGGGAGCCCAUAUGUGCCUUCCUAAACUGAAAAUAAAGACUUCUAGCAGAAAUGUUGUAGCUAAAAUCUUGUACUCCACAUAAAAAAAAAAUCUCUGCUUAUUAAUUUUUUACACAAAGGCGAAGUUCCUUCACAGAAGAGGCCGUUUUCCAGUAUGCUCUCCUUCCCAGCCACUCCAAGCAUUCUGAAUUAUCCAGUGCUUUGCACAUUAAUCUUUCAUAUGAAGCCACGCAUGUGCUGUUUGAGCGAUGAAGGAAGUAGAAACAGAAUUAUUUUUUCAGUGGCAUUCUGUGCAAAGAAAACAAGAAAUCUAAACCGUGAUCUCAGGAAGAUAUUUUGCAUGUUCAUUUUUGGGGAUCUCAUUAAAUAGUGACAGAUUUUGCACUAUUGGUCACAUUUUUACUUUGUCA
Molecule: messenger RNA, 2589 nt
Organism: Nothoprocta perdicaria
Lineage: Eukaryota; Metazoa; Chordata; Aves; Tinamiformes; Tinamidae
Gene: IGSF5
Product: immunoglobulin superfamily member 5
Exons: 9
Coding region: 1-1257 (418 amino acids)
Biological process (GO): cell-cell adhesion
Source: RefSeq, a predicted model, not a curated record